Molecule: messenger RNA, 2985 nt
Organism: Perca flavescens (yellow perch)
Lineage: Eukaryota; Metazoa; Chordata; Actinopteri; Perciformes; Percidae
Gene: fam161a
Product: FAM161 centrosomal protein A
Exons: 7
Coding region: 141-2645 (834 amino acids)
Biological process (GO): cilium organization
Cellular component (GO): cilium
Source: RefSeq, a predicted model, not a curated record
CCGUUGCUAAGGAGAACACCUGCUGCCGGUUUACCGACGCUUUAGCUCACGGACAGCGACUACUGACCUUUUAGGCCUAUCCCAAAAAUACCGGAUUUUUGUAACACGUAUUUGUAUUUUUAACUGAAAACGGCACCGCCAUGGCGAACGCCCACCGGACAAACGUUAUGGUCACGUCGUGUUUGAAAACUCCGGUUGACCCGCACACCAAGGCGCCGUUAGCGUCUUACGAGCGGGAGAGAGUGCUGCCGUGCUCGGCUACAAGUCUCAUGGACAACCGGGACUACGAGAAGGAGCUGGAGUAUGAGGACUCGGGCUCUGAUUUCUGUGACGAGGACUACGUGGGGAAGGGCGGUCCUCUCAUGAUGACCGACUUCAGAGCGGCAGGAGACCGCCUCGACCUGAGCCAAAUCUUCUUCUCCAACGAGGAGUACUACAGCAAGCUGGAGGAGCUGAAGAAGGCACACCUGCGCACCAUGGCUGAGCUGGAGAGCAUGUAUCGGCGGAAGCUGCAGCUCCAGGCCAUGGAGCCUCUGGACAUGACGAUGCUGGAGACAGGAAGGCACAGACUCCCGUGGUCGAACAGCAGCCCAGCAGCUUCGCGCCGUUUGAGGAAGUCGCACUCCGCUGUUGAACUCAGGAGGUGCUCCGGACAUUCAGACUCUUCUGACGAAGACGAAGCUGCCUGUAACGAUGGGGAGAAAGGCCUGCCUUUUUGUCCUGAAGAACACAUCAAGAACAUGUGGCAGGACUUUAAGGUCUCCCUUCACAACCCACACCUAUCGUCCUCCUCGAUGCACAGCCUGCCGACCGACCAGCGGAGACCGCGAAAGGGAAAGGGGAAGAGGAGACAGGGGCAAAAAGACGGAGAGCAUUGGAAACACAGAUUGACCGUCCCGAAACCAUUCCAGAUGAUGCUGCGCGAGUCUGACAGGCAAAGGAGCGGCAUAAAGACGCGUUCAGAGAUCGAGCAGGAGAACGCAGAGCUGCGAAAGCAGCUGGAAGAACUGAAAGAGUGUCAGAAGAAGUUCCGAGCCAACCCCGCGCCGGCCCACGUCCACCUGCCGCUUUACGAGGAGCUGCAGGAGCGCGGCGAGAGACGACGGCGGAUGAAAGAGCGAGAAGAUCCGCAUCUUCAAGCCGUCCAGAAGCCCUUCAGCUUCCUGGAGAGGGAGCGCAAAAAGAAGGAGCAGAAACAGCUGCAUCGGCAGCCAGAGCCGUCCGACCGGGAGAAAGUCAAACCCUUCAAGGCCAAGCCCGUGCCCAAGGCAGUGUACGCCGCGGCGUCCGGCGAACAGAUGAAGGAGGAGCAGCUGUAUCGGUCCAUCAAGAUCCAGAUGAGAGCUCAGGAGAUGCUCCACAGCGCCUCGAUGCCUCCCAGCAUGCUGGAACGACGGCUCAGCGACCGCAAGAAGACAAAAGACGGCAGCGCCGCGGCUGCCGCGGGGGACGACAGCUUCUCCCACAGGCCCCACAUUAACAAGGAGGUGCCCGACUUCGACGCCAGUUACCGACGCUUCCAGAAACACCUGGAGAAACAGAAGGAGGUGAAGCCCACAACGGCGUGCGAACCCUUCGAGCUGAGGACGUCACACAUCACGUCGCACCGCGAACGCAUCCUGGCCGACAUCGAGAAGGAGCAGAGCAGCCCUCGGAUGAGCCGCUGGCCGUACGUCAGCCCGGCCGGGACACCUCGUACGCCAAACUCGAGUCAGUGCUCGUCCCUCUCCGGCAGCCUGGAGUUUCUGCCCACCAAAGUCACGGACGCCACCAAAAAGAGGCACGAGGCCGUGAGGUACCAUUUUAGGACUCCAGAGGCUUCCACCAUUUUAGUUGACGUAGCUGAUUGGUUGCACCCAUGUCCUCUUCCCGAAGUUCCCAUCCCAUCCGAAGCUUCGUGCGUCCGUGACCAGAUUGUCUCCCUGAGUAGAAAGGUGCUGGAGCAGAGGAGGAAGGCCGAGGAGGAGGAGGAGCGCUGGAGGGAGAAGCAGAAGCAGCGGGAGAAGAAGCUGCAGGGGGUGGUGGUGAAACGUGCCCAGGCCAACGACCCCCACCUGGCUCUCUCACAGACGCACCCGACCAAACUCAAAGAAUUCAGGAAACAAGAGCUUCAGCGCAAGAAGGAGUACAAGCAGGAGAUUAAAGAGAUGAAGCGGAGGGUGAAGGGGAGGCCGCUGCUCUUGGAGCAGGUUGCACAAAUGAAUGCCAAACAGGCAGCGGAGAAGCGCUACACAGACGCCCUGCAUGGAUGUGAUCUGACUGAAGAGUUUAUCAGCAGCAAGGCCGUCAAAUCAGGCUCUUCAGGCCAAGCCUCCCCUUCCACUGACAGCAAACAGAGCGAACAAGAGGAGCCAGACAUGGGAUACAAGCCCGUUCACUACAGAAGGGUCUUCCUGGACGAUGAAGACGCAGAAGCUGAUCCAGACGAAACGGAAGGAGCGAGUGACAAGACUUCACCGAACCACCGUGAUGGCGAGGACGCCGGCGGUCACCACUCGGAGAGGGAUUCUCGUAGAGAUGAUGAUGAUGGUGAUGAUGAUGACCACGAUUCAGAUGACAGUUACCACUACUCAGACGAUCAUGAGACUUAUUCAGAUGACAGCGAGCACGACGCUGACACCACACAGCAGGAAGCGGGGAAGUGAUAUAAGUGGUCGUAGCUAUGUUCAAAAACUCUGAUAGAAAGCCCAUCGAGUGCAGAGGAAGCUUCUUAUUCCUGGAAUGAUAAGAUGUGAUAUUUUAUUGUAAAUAUCGUGCACAUAAGAAUAGAAAACGUCUUCGAAAACGUGAUCUUUAACCUGAGAUUGAUUGUGUCUGAAAUCACUUCUGUGUUCACUUGUUCAUUAUUCUAGAGGUACAUCCCAGGUCAAGACAUUGCAUCCCUGUUCCCUUCACUUGCUUCCCUUCCUCUGUCUGUCUCACCGAGGAAGCAUAGGAGAGACGGGAGGAAAUCAUGCGAGGAGCGAGGAAACAAGGGAAUGUGUU